CGCUGCUGCUCUUCCCAUCCCUUUUCUCUCUCUCUCUCCCCACUAUGAAUCUUCCAUCACAAAAUUUCCCGGAGUUCUAUAUCUAAUCAGAUCGGAUUAAAUAAAUAUUCAUACAAAAUCUGUUGGACUUUAAGGAUUUAUUUAUUCCUUAAUCUUCACUAUUUUUGAAAGUUUUCAGUUUACUAUUUUAAUUGCAAAGGCUAAUUAAUUUCGGUGGAUUCCUGUUUUCCUCGUUCUUGUGGAUGCUGCGAAAAUAGAUGGGAAUUGCGAUUGUGCAUUGAAGUAAAUUGGUGAAAGAUUUAUCGUCGGAGUUGUGGUUAGGGUUUUAGGGACAAGCUUUUAGGGGUUUUCAGGCUGCUGCAAUGGAUGGAGAUGAUCGGACAUUUAGGGUUAAUUUCACAAGUGAAGGUGUUGGAAGGCUUCGCGAACGAGUCAAGGAGAAGCUCAAGGAGUUUAUGGGUGACUAUACUGAUGACACUCUCGUGGAGUAUGUGAUAGUUCUGCUAAAAAAUGGUAGGCGUAAGGAUGAAGCGAAGAGUGAGUUGAAUGUAUUUCUGGGAGAUGACAGCGACUCAUUUGUUAAUUGGCUGUGGGACCACCUGGGUUCUAAUCUAAAUUCAUAUGUGCAACAACGGGAACUUCAUCCAGAUGGAGCCCCCAAAACAAGAUCCUCGACGGGGGAGCAGGAUGGGAGAACUGAGUUCCAUCAGAUUGAAUCUGAUGCUGAGAAAGGGAAAAAUACAUCUGGAAAGCGUCGCAACAGGGAAUGGAGAGGGCUAAAAGAUGCGAAUGAAAAUGAGACCUCGCUUCAUCACAGCUUUAUGGAUGACAACGUAAAUGCCCAGGAUGAACCUCGGGAGCAGGAUGUGAGAAAUGAGUUGCAUCAGAUUGAAUCUGAUGCUGAGAAAGGGAAAAAGGCAUCUGGAAAGCGUCGCAAUCGGGAAUGGAAAGGGCUGAAGGAUGUGAAUGAAAAUGAGACCACGCUUCAUUACAGCUUUUUGGAUGACACUGUAAAUGCCCAGGAUGAACAUCAUCAGAGAGUUGGUCGUACUAAACGAUCUCUUUCUCCUCGGCCGACAAUUGAGAAGAAAAGAAGGCGACAUGGGGAGCGACAACCAAAGAAGAGGGAAGUUUCUCAAACAACUGUGAGCGCACCACGAAGACUGCUUCAAUUUGCUGUUCGAGAUGCUGUUGCUACUUCUAGGCCAUCCAAUUCAACAAUGGAGCCUUCAUCCAAGCGCCUACGCUCUGUGGUUUCUACUUCAACAGAGGAUGCUGUUCUCGAAGAACGCCCUCAGAGACGUGUGGUACCGGAAAUGCGCACUGCAAUGUCGGCGGCUAUUAGAGCUGUGGAAGAAGCGGUCAAAGAUGUGAGAAAAGUUAGAUCCUCCCGCAAUGUGUUUGAUAGGCUUGGUCAUGCUACUAAUGUUUCAAACAGUACCAAUCAUCUAGAAGAACAUAGAGGUCUUGCUGAAGACGGAGUAGUUGAAGAUUUCAGUGAUGAAAGAGUGGAUAUUGAUUUAGCUUAUCAGCGACAAAAUGGUGACAGUAUGCGGCAAGCAGAAAACUCAUCUUUUCAUGAUGACGCCAUUGUGUCUUCUGAUUUGGGAUAUGAUGGUGAAGGUUAUGAUGCUGAUAUAAUGGUUCAAAGAGCCAUGGAUAUACAUCUGCCAGGCACAUCUGGUGUAGAGUGGGUAGAGGACCCCCUAAUUCAGUAUAGGGCGACAGAUGGAGCUGAUGAAAGAAUGCGCAGACCACGUAAAGAUUUGCAUCAAGCUCCAGCUGUGCCUGGUACAUUUCUUAAAAAUACUUCAUCAGUCGGUCCAAGUGACCGAAAACCUCAAUAUCAGGAGGUGACAGAGGUACUCGAGAUGGAGAAUCACAAAAAGUUGCAAGAUAAUGAUAUGGUGGCUGCUAAAUCCCAGGUGUGGUUGAUGAAGGAGAACAGCAAUCCCAGAGUAACUUUUAACGGAAAUGCAAAAUCUGACACUGGUCCUCAACAUGAAUCUCAGAAGACUCAGACAUCAACUGGUUUGUAUCCAACUGGUCCACCUACAGAAGAUGCUGAUUCAAGGACUAUCUUUGUUAGCAAUGUUCAUUUUGCUGCCACUAAGGAUAGCCUUUCACGACACUUCAACAAGUUUGGAGAAGUCCUAAAAGUGAUAAUUUUAACUGAUCCGGCUACCGGACAACCAAAGGGGUCUGCGUAUAUAGAAUUUAUGAGAAAAGAAGCAGCCGAGCAGGCUUUAUCUUUGGAUGGCACCUCUUUUAUGUCUCGCAUUGUCAAGAUUGUAAGGAAGAGCUCUGCUCAACUUGAAGCUGCAUCUGCUGUGGCUUGGCCACGUAUUGCUCGAGCAUCGCCAUUUCCCGUUCCCAGGUUCGGCAGAAGUCCUUUUGCUAGAGGUGUCCCCAGUUCAUACAGGGCGCGCAUGCCAAUUAAGCCUGGUGCAAGAAGUUUCCAGUGGAAGCGGGAGGCUCAGCCUACUGAGGCUUUAGGUCAGGUCUCCAGCAGUAUUGUUCCACCGCCCCCUAGCCGUAGUCUCACAUAUGUUCGACCCGAACCUAAAACAGAAGCCAAGACAAAUGAAAGUUCUAGCACUCUGUAGCUUGUCAAAUUUAUUUCCAUUCAUGGGUGCAGGGCAAUUUUGAACAAGAGGGGGUUUCAUUACACCACGAUAAGCUUCACACCCACAUUAUCCAGUAUUAUUUUGUUUGGAUGGGUGCAUCAGCCAAGCUUGGAAAGCGUGAUUGAAUGAUGAUGAUGAUCUUCCUUUUACUUUAGUAGAGGUUAGAUUGGGUGGGUAAGGGGGAUGAAGGGUAACAUCCAGCAUAAUUAAUUAGCUCUCUGUAGCAUGCCCAAAAAAGAAAAUGCUACAUUGUUCGUUUUGCUUUCUUGUGAAUAUGAGACAAAAUGAGCUGUAGACGGCGUCCUUUAAGUAUUUAUGUUUGUUGCUGAUAUAAAAAUUUGAAAGGAAAAGUUAAAAAAAUGAGUGGAAGUGACAUGCUUUGCCUUGCA
Molecule: messenger RNA, 3016 nt
Organism: Sesamum indicum (sesame)
Lineage: Eukaryota; Viridiplantae; Streptophyta; Magnoliopsida; Lamiales; Pedaliaceae
Biological process (GO): regulation of mRNA stability
Cellular component (GO): nucleus; cytoplasm
Molecular function (GO): poly(A) binding
Source: RefSeq, a predicted model, not a curated record